This is a messenger RNA of Pyricularia pennisetigena, 1233 nucleotides long. RefSeq lists its product as uncharacterized. The record is from RefSeq and is a predicted model, not a curated record. Gene Ontology annotation, biological process: lipid storage. Lineage: Eukaryota; Fungi; Ascomycota; Sordariomycetes; Magnaporthales; Pyriculariaceae. Gene Ontology annotation, cellular component: lipid droplet. Gene Ontology annotation, molecular function: lipase activity. The transcript has 2 exons. Bases 1 to 1233 code for a protein of 410 amino acids.
AUGUGGUCAAGUACAAUGAUAGCAACCCCACAAUCGCAGGGCCACGGUAGACCAACUUUGCACUACACCGCAACAAUGAGCAACGCCGCCGCGGGUAGAGAUCAUUCUCUUCCCGGCGGCCUCAAGUGCAGCAGCGACAGCCAAAAGUCGUCGCCAAAGUCGUUGUUUUUCCCUUCGCCGACGACGGCAGGCCAAGCUGCUGCUGCUGCUGCUGCCGCCGCGGACAGUCAGCGGAAAGUGCUGCUCUUCUUCAUUCCUGGCAACCCGGGCCUGGUCGAGUACUAUGGUCCGUUCCUUUCGCAUCUGCGCCGGCUGCUGAACGAAUCAGGGUCGGCGGCCGUCGCGGUCGACCUCUACGGGACCAGCCUGUCCGGCUUCGACGACGCGGACCACGAAGCACCGUUCCGCAUGCCGGGGAACCCGCCCAGGGACGUCGCGGACCAGAUCCAGUUUGUGGAGGACCGGCUGGCCAAGGUGUGCGCGGCGGCGGUGGCGACGAGGCCGUACGACGCCGUGGUGGUCAUGGGCCACUCGGUCGGGGCCUACAUUGCGUGCGAGGUGGUGCAUCGAGGAAAGCAGCGGCGGCAGCAGCAGCCGGCGCUAAACACCAACGGGGCGGCUCGCACCGGCGUCAACGGCAGCUUCCGCGCGGGCAUCCUCCUCUUCCCGACCAUCGCGCACAUCGCGCUCUCGCCCUCGGGCAGGCGGCUGGACCGGAUCCGCAGGGUCGGGCUCCUCGACGCGUACGCGCACGUCGCGGCGGCGCUGCUCCUGUCGGUGCUCCCGCUCGCGCUGCUGCGCUUCGUCCUGCGCACCGUCUGGAAGAUGCCGCCGCACGCGGUCGACACGACGACGGCGUGGCUCGGCAGCCGCGACGGCGUCUGGCAGGCGCUGCAUAUGGGCAAGGACGAGAUGCGCGUCAUUGGCGAGGACCGCUGGGGUGACGACUUUUGGGAAGAGGUCGGCGGUGGCGAUGCUGCUGCUGCUGCUGCUGCUGCCAAGCCGGGAGACGCGGGCACCAGGUUCUUCUUGCUCUAUGGCAAGAACGAUCACUGGGUUGCCGAAGAUGUCAGGGAUGCGUUCCUGGCCAAGAGGGAGGCGAGAAAGGGACUGCGGACCAAGGUUGCGGUCGACGACACGGGUGUGCUGCCGCAUGACUUUUGCAUAAACUACAGUGAACCGGUCGCUGAGAAGGUCAUGGUCUGGCUCGCCGAGGCUCUCGAGGACCUGUAG